Messenger RNA from Macadamia integrifolia, 1881 nucleotides. Its product is annotated as nudix hydrolase 8-like. Gene Ontology annotation, molecular function: ADP-ribose diphosphatase activity; NAD binding; NADH pyrophosphatase activity. The transcript is spliced from 9 exons. NCBI's taxonomy places the organism in Eukaryota, Viridiplantae, Streptophyta, Magnoliopsida, Proteales, Proteaceae. Bases 515 to 1606 code for a protein of 363 amino acids. The record is from RefSeq and is a predicted model, not a curated record.
UCUGUGAUUCUCUCUCUCUCUCUCUCUCUCAGUUCCACUUUCCCUCCUUCCAAGUCUUCAAUGUUUUAAAGCUCUUUGAGCUCUGAGUGACUACUCUAAAAGUCUAAGCUUCUCUUUAUUUCUUGAAAAUUUUCAAUUUCUUACACUUCUGUUUAUUUUUCUGUUUCUUUUUCCUGUCUGAUGUUUACGGCCAUGGAAGUAUUCUGUCAAUUUCAGACCACUCAAAGGUCCAGCAAGAGCCCACUUCAUUAACUUGAGAUUUGGAUUUUAUAGCAACUUUAGAAUAGGCCUUAGUUGAUUAUGAGUCAUUUUCUACUAAUUGUCGAUGGCAUCUGUAAUCAGUAAUGUAUCCCAAUUUAAAGCUUUCAUCUGAGCUUCAAGUUUUCUAGUUCAAACUUCAAACUGAGUAAUGAUUCUUGUUCUUGAGCAAUACUUGCUACGGGAAUCUAGAUUUUUCUAAGGGAAGUGUAGUAUCGGACCGCAUUAGAGAUUGGGAGUCGUCGAUUUUAGUCAUAUGGGGCAGCAGGCGUUUGAUUUGAGGACGGUAUCUGCGUCGAAGACAGUGUGUUCGCUAAUGAGGGCUUGCUCAAAAAUCUUUCCGGGACACCUGGGUGGUGCUAAAAUCACACGGCAGUUCUCUUCUUGUAGAGGUGUUUUUCUGAAGGCUUCUUAUUCAAACACAAGAGCUUCAAACCAAGCUAUUGAUUCAGUUGGCCAAGACAAAUUUGCAGUGGUAAAUGGUUCAUCUAAGAUCUUCAGAGCAAAUGGGACGAGCUCAAUUCCUUUUUCUAGAGAAACAAGUGUACUUGAUGCCUUUCAAGAUCAGUAUGACGGGAUUGUUGUUAAUCCGCAAAGAUUACCAUCUAACCCUCAUGCAUUUGCUUCUGUCCUUCAGUCUUCUCUUUCUCAGUGGGAACAAGAGGGAAAGAAGGGGGUUUGGCUUAAGUUACCUCUGGAACAGUCUGAGCUUGUUCCAAUUGCAGUGAAGCAAGGUUUCCAAUACCACCAUGCAGAGAGAGAAUACAUAAUGUUGACAUACUGGAUACCUGAAGGACCUUGCCUGCUUCCUGCGAAUGCUUCGCAUCAGGUGGGAGUAGGGGGAUUUGUUGUCAAUGAGAAAAAUGAGGUCCUUGUCGUCCAAGAGAAGCACUGUGCCCCAGCAUUUGUUGGUUUUUGGAAAUUACCAACAGGUUUCAUUCUUGAGUCAGAGGAGAUUUUUAUUGGAGCUGUAAGAGAAGUCAAGGAGGAAACCGGUAUUGAUACGGAAUUUGUUGAAGUGAUAGCUUUUAGACAUGUUCAUGAUAUGGCUUUCAAAAAGUCAGAUCUGUUCUUCAUAUGCAUGCUAAGACCGUUAUCAACUGAGAUCAAAGUAGAUGAUCUUGAAGUUCAAGCUGCCAAGUGGAUGCCUCUCACAGAAUUUCUGGAACAACCAGUCAUCCAAGAAGACAACAUGUUCAAGAAAAUCAUUGAUAUCUGCAUUGCGCGGCUGGGGAAGUGUUAUUGUGGAUUAUCUGCCCAUCAAGUGAUCUCAAAAUUUGAUGGGAAGUCAUCCUCUUUGUAUUACAAUGUUGUGCAGGGUUCAGAUUUCAACUGUCCAGCAGUUUGAAGCAAUGAAGCUUCUCUCUCUAGUCCAUUAGGCCCAAGUAAUAUCUAUUUUUUCUUUUUUAUUUGUAUUGCAGUUGUAAGUUGGCAAUGAACUUAUAACGUACACAUUGAGAAGAUGGGACAUAGGCACAUCGCUGCAAGUCUGUGUCUCAAUGCACAGAGUAACACAAUAUAUUCAGGUGUUACAGAUGAUGUAAAACAUGAAUGUCCGACUUAAAAUGUAUAUACACUUGUUCUAUAAAUGCAUUUACUGUACGUGAGUGGAAGUGAAAAACA